GCGGGAAAGUGUCGUGUGGGGCGCUCACACGGCGGGACCUGAGUGCACAUCCUCGCAGCUCUGUGAGCUCUGGUUUGGAAGUGCCCCACCCACUGCCCAGUUUCACCCCCUAUGUGGACGAGUCAGCUCAGCCCCAAAUGAUGAUGAGGUGAAUGGAAUUGAACGUUUGAGUGAGGAUGCAAUUGUGACAGGCUCCUACAAGAACAAGACCCUUUGUGCCAACCCAGAGGACACGUGUGACUUUAACAGGGCUGCCCACCUGGCCUCAACGCCCUUUCACAGGGUGGUAGCUCAGAGAGUCCCAGCUCCUGCUUUCUCUCAGAGUGAACUGAAGGAAGACAGUCCAGAAUCCAAGAGUGCGCCUCUGAAUCAGGAGACACCAGAGUGUGAAGGGGCAUACACUGAAGCUCUCAGUGUCAAAAAACUGAGGAUUAAAGGAGAAGCAUUCAGGAUUGGAGGAGAGGUGAUCAUGUCCCAGGAGGACAGCCAUGAGUGGGAGCUGAGCAAGGAGAAUGUGCAGCCCCUCAGGCAGGGACGGGUGAUGUCCAGAUUGCAAGAGGCACUGUCUCAGCAGGACUCUUCCAGCCACACCACUGUGCAGCUUAAAAAAAAGGAGUUUGAAGCAGAAAUACGAUUUUACUGUGGAGAUGACCCUCUAGAUGUGUGGGAGCGGUACAUCAAGUGGACAGAGCAGGCCUUCCCUGGGGGUGGCAAGGAUGGCAACCUUGCAGCUGUUCUGGAAAGGGCAGUGCAAGCCCUCCACGGGCAGCAGCGAUACUACAAAGAUCCUCGCUAUCUUAAUCUCUGGCUCAAGUUUAGCGAUUGCUGCAACGAGCCCUUGGAUCUGUAUGGUUACCUACACAGCCAGGAGAUUGGCACCACGCUGGCCCCACUCUACAUCACCUGGGCAGAGGCACUCGAGGCCAGGGGCAGCUUCAGAAAAGCAGAUCUGAUAUUCCAGGAAGGACUUCAGCGCAAGGCUGAGCCUUUGGACAAACUCCAGGCUCAUCACAAGCAGUUUCAGGCCCGUGUUUCUCGGCAGACACUACUGGCACUUGAGGAAAGUCCUGAUGGAGACAAUAUGGGAUUGCUGGAAAUUGCAGAGCCUCAGAGAAGUUCGCUGGCAGAUCUCAAAGGCAGAGGGAAGAAGAAAGUGAGAGCCCCCAUUAAUCGUGCUGGAGAUGUAGUUAAAGUCAUUAACCCAAACAGAAGCUGCCAGCCUCAGGCUUCUCUACAGCUUCCAAAUACUCCAGGUUUUGCUGUUUUCGAUGAAAAUUCUGUGUCUGGACCUGAGAUUCCCACACUUACCGCACAGUCAUGGCCAGCACCUCCAGUUCCCAGGGCCAAGGAGAAUGAACUCAGCGCAGGACCGUGGAACUCUGGCAGGAUCAUCCGUUUUCACCUUCCACUAGCCGAGGUUGCUCCAAGCCCCAUGCAACCUGGCCUUGGGACUCCAUGCAAAAUUGAGCCCAGCAUAAACUGUGUGUUAAGUACUCGCAAACCUGAGGAACGGGAGGACCCACUGCAGCGUGUGCAGCAUCAGCAACAGGACGCUCAGGCAAAGAAAGAGAUGGUGAUGUACUGCAAAGAGAAAGUUUAUGCUGGAGUAGAUGAAUUCUCUUUUGAAGAGAUCCGAGCUGAAAUGUACAGGAAGAAAGCAAGAAAGAAAGAUGAGGAUGAAAUACAAGCCAUCGAACGGAAGAAGGAAGAAAUACAAAGGAAGAUUGAAGAGCUGGAAAAGAAAUUAAAGAAGAAAGAAGAUGACAAGCAGCCACAACCACAUGAACAGGCAACAGAGGUAAUGGGAGCUUCCACACCUUUGGGAAUGCAAGGAUUUACUUUUCCCAGUGCAAAAGAAUAUGGGGAGAAACAGCCUCAGUCACAAAGUGAAUUCCAGAUCUAUGAAGAUACUCAACUACAUAAACCAUCUUGUUCUGAGGAUGUUGGUCUGCUUCGCCCACCAGCUGCUGUUCCGUUUUUCUCUAUAUUUGAUGAAUCCUCUGCUUUGACAAAUGAGAAUAUAAGUUGUUCAGCAGAUCAUAGGCAGAAAAGUGCCCGUCAGCCUCUCUCUGUUCGUGAUCCUGUGGAUUCUCUGAGUGCCAAGGAAAGCAGAGCAGCAGCAGCAGCCUGUGAUGAGGUGAAUGGAAUUGAACGUUUGAGUGAGGAUGCAAUUGUGACAGGCUCCUACAAGAACAAGACCCUUUGUGCCAACCCAGAGGACACGUGUGACUUUAACAGGGCUGCCCACCUGGCCUCAACGCCCUUUCACAGGGUGGUAGCUCAGAGAGUCCCAGCUCCUGCUUUCUCUCAGAGUGAACUGAAGGAAGACAGUCCAGAAUCCAAGAGUGCGCCUCUGAAUCAGGAGACACCAGAGUGUGAAGGGGCAUACACUGAAGCUCUCAGUGUCAAAAAACUGAGCCCAAUCAUGGAAGCAAGCCUGGAAGACACUCACUCGUCAGGUGCUUCAGUCUCAGGAGGUUCUCUGUCCUCCGUUACACAAACAUCUGAUAUAAAAUACCUGCAGAUCAGUGAGAAACUGGAGCUGGCUCAGAGCUUGCCUGCUGAAGUGGUUACUGAUUCUGGAGGUGGAAACUUUACUGAUGAUGAUGUAGCUCAGUUCCUGUGGAGCCCUGAACAGCGUAAAAAGCUUUUAGGUUCUGUGUUAUCAUCACUGGCUGCUUCUCCAGAUUUUCACUUGGAAGCUGGAGCUCUGCCUCACAUGGUGGUUGAGAAAGACGUUGAGCUGGGAAAUGAGACUUACUGCAUCAAAAUGGAAUAUUGGAACAAUGAAGAAUACAAGAUGUUUUUUGCCAUUCCAACUGGAUGCAGUUUCCAGUGGGAUGUUAAGGGAUUUGCAAUAAAGGUGUAUUCUCAGCCUGUGCCUUGGGAUUUUUAUAUCACCCUUGAGUUACAGAAGCGUUUGAAUUCUGACUUUGACCAGAGCUUCAGUGAGAAUUGCAACUGUUACCUGUACCAGGAUGGCUGUGCCAUUGUGCACAAGGAUACAAAUUGCUUCACACUCAUGGAUAUUCUCCGUGACCGUAAGUUCAUCACAAAGGAAAUCCUCUUCUUGGUUGUUCAUGAUCUUCUGCAUGUGGUAGAGAAGCUGCACAAAGCGGAGAUUGUCCAUGGAGAUCUGAGGCCAGACGUGUUUUUUCUGGGAGACAGGAUCUGUGAUGCAUUUUCUAAUGAGGAAGUGCCAAAUGCUCUGAAGGUGGUGGAUUUUACUCACAGUCUGGAUUUGAGGGUACUGCCUCGUGUCAGCUUGCCCUAUAACUUUCCCACUGCUCAGACCCCUCAUGGACAGCAGCUUCUGGCAGAAAGUUCUUUCCCUUAUCAGGUAGACUUGGUUGGCAUUGCAGAUAUAGUCCAUUUGAUGUUGUUUGGGGAUCAUAUCCAGGUCUAUCAGGAGAAUUCCAUCUGGAAAAUCAGCCAAAAUUUAUCAAAGACCCCUGACAGUGAUUUCUGGAGUAAACUUUUUGAGAGAAUUCUGAAUGCAGAUGGUAAGUCCACAGUACCUCUGCUGAGGGAGUUGAGAGAGGAAAUCAGUGAAAUGUUUGACAGCUCUUUCAAAGAACGACUUUUGUUGACCUUAGCUGCUGUGGGAGAAACUUUCCUCCUGGUGGACUUCCAGUGACUUCAUAGAAAACAAACACAUUUUGUAUUCUAGAGAAAAAUUUGUUGUUGCUUUCAUAUGUUUUCAAAUUUAAACAUGAGAGUGAUUGGAGCCAUUUCUGCAAUACUUCACAUGGGACUUGCUCAAGAAUGUUUCUAUUGCAUGAGUGCAUGGAAAACCUCCUGAGCCUCUACAUGAACCUUUCUGUGUCGGAGCAGUUUGUGAAAGAAAAUUGUUUGUCUUAAUUGCCACCUCCCCUUCUUGUACAGCUCCUUAGAAAUUUAACACCUAACUUGCAUCACACUCUUUGAAAUGUCUUUGUCUUGCAUUCAGUUGGUCUUUUAAUUGGUGUUUAAUCAAUAAAGUUGUGUUUUGGUA
Messenger RNA from Lonchura striata (white-rumped munia), 3994 nucleotides. NCBI's taxonomy places the organism in Eukaryota, Metazoa, Chordata, Aves, Passeriformes, Estrildidae. The record is from RefSeq and is a predicted model, not a curated record.